AUGGACUCUGAGCUGCGACUAUCACCGCCCCGCUUAGGGCCUUCUAUGCCAAUAAAUGAUCAAUCUAACCUACAGUUGGACCAGUUUGACCCGGAAUCGCAAUCCUUCGGGCCAUUCCGUCCCCCGACCGAAGCCGAAUCGCAGCUCCAGAAUGCGAGACACGCGUUUAUUCGUCCACAAUCAGAUGAGUCGAACAACUUCACCUCGUCGCAAUCCACACAGCAGCACCAAACGCCCCAAGGUCAUCCUAGCAAUGGAGUUGCCUCGCAUUUACCACCGCAAGGGCAAUCCUCCAGUGGCUUGCAUCAAUCGCAGGCCUACAACAAUGGCGUCGGCCAGGCAGCGAAUAUAAGCGGGGCGUUGCGUCGGGCUGCUGCUGGACAAAUGGCGCCUCCAGGGUCGCUGUCCCCAAACGAGCUAGCUAUGGGGAACAAUGCGCAUCAAGCUCAGAAUAACAGCUUGACAACGCUGCAACCCUCGAGCCAGCAGUUCCAACCAGACUUUACCGAGCUAGAUACUGGCUCCGUGGGCCCGAUGGGCUUCACUGGGCCUGGGGAGCUGCAAGGCUUCAAGGUGGUCCCGAAUCCUCCACAUCUAGAUUACUGGAGAGACAGGUUGUUCAAUGUUGAUGAAAUGAUCACCUUGAGCGAAGAGGAAUUCCAAACCUACUUUCCCCACGUUGACAACGUCUACUCUCAUCGCUCAACCCAGCGGUACAAGCGUAAACCAUUCGUUUCCCAUUACUGGGACUGUCGGCUGAAAGGACGACCACCCGGAACCCCCAAAUCUGACGAUCCAGAAAAGAAGAAACGCAAGCGUACAGCCAGAGAACGGGAUCUCUGCCAUGUCAAAAUCAAAGUCGUGGAGUACUUCCCAGUGUCUGAAAUAUCAAAUAUGACCCAUGCAGUCGAGCCCUUGCCAUCUAACCUCCUACCUGGUAUGUAUACUUUUUCUCUGAAUGACGACUCGGCGAUCCGAAAUGCCCAAACAUUCGGUAUGCCCACGCCGAACCCCGAUCUACCACCAAAUCAUCCCGGGUCAAAUGGUGGGAGAUAUUUCACCAUCCAGCGGGUGAAUGGCAACGGCGCCAAUGGGAAGAAUGAUGGCGUGAGUGGCGGCCAUCAACAUACGCUUGAAGAAAGUGAUCGUGUCAAGAAGAAUAGCGUCCAGCGAUUCAUCCUGAAGGAAAAGAAAGAUAAAAGGACGAGAGUGGACCGAGUUAUGUCUCGAGCAGCCCAAAAGUCAUACCAUACAAAAGCGACGGGUCUAGCCGCUGAAACUGCCAUUAAGCACUCUGCUGAUGUUAAUCUCAAGCUAUAUGGGAGCUGCUUCUGCCCCUUCGUUCAACGAGUAUGGAUUGCAUUGGAACUUAAGGGUAUUCCAUACCAGUACAUCGAAGUAGAUCCAUACGAGAAGCCCCAGUCGCUGUUAGAAGUAAAUCCAAGAGGGCUUGUUCCUGCUUUGCGGCACGACGACUGGGGAUGCUAUGAAAGCAAUGUGUUGUUGGAAUAUCUAGAGGAUCUAGGCGUGGGGGCUGCAAUGCUUCCAGGAGACCCAAAAUUGCGCGCCCAUUGCCGGUUGUGGGCGGAUCAUGUCAAUCGGCAUAUAGUGCCAAGUUUCUACCGCGUACUGCAAGAGCAGGAUCAACAUAAACAGAUCGAGAAGACACAGGAGCUGCGAGAUGCGAUGGAGAAGCUGCUCGAAGUGGCGCAUCCCAAGGGGCCCUUCUUCAUGGGCCCACAAAUGUCUCUUGUGGACGUCCAAGCUGCCCCGUGGAUCAUUCGGCUGCGGCGGGUCCUGAAACCAUACCGAGGAUGGCCAGAUGCCGAGGAGGGAAGUAGACUGGCCUCUUGGAUGAAUGCAAUCGAGACCGACCAGCAUGUGCAGGCGACAACUAGUACGGAUGAGCUGUACCACGACAGCUAUGAGCGAUAUGCCCAGAAUCGUCCAAACACAUCCCAGGUGGCAAAUGCAAUUAACGCAGGACGAGGUCUUCCGUGA
Messenger RNA from Penicillium coprophilum, 2001 nucleotides. Its product is annotated as glutathione S-transferase family protein. NCBI's taxonomy places the organism in Eukaryota, Fungi, Ascomycota, Eurotiomycetes, Eurotiales, Aspergillaceae. The record is from RefSeq and is a predicted model, not a curated record. The transcript has 7 exons. Bases 1 to 2001 code for a protein of 666 amino acids. Gene Ontology annotation, cellular component: cytoplasm.